CGGUGCGGGAGGAGGAGGGAGGGGAGCUCGCGGGCCGGAGAGGGGGCGACGGCGGCGGCGGCAGUGCCCUGAGGAGGCCCGAGCGGCGGCGGCGGCGGCGGCGGAGGAGGCCGAGGCCGAGGCCGAGGCGGUGGUCCCAACAGAAGGCCUGCUUUAAGGUGAUGCUGCCUCAGUCAUGUGGUCGGAGGGUUCCCUGUCAUGGAGGGCUGGGUGCAGGGCAGUGUGAAGUGCCGCCAUCAGAUUUUCACCCUCUUCUACCAGAGUGGGUUGGCAGCCCACAGCAGCACUUCCCAGUUUUGUGACUGAGGACAAGUUACUUGACUUUGCCAGAACUUAGCUUUCCACAGCUAAAAAAUGAAGGAGUCUGGAGGGACGUGGCUGGAUCAAGACCCCCAAUGUGAACACGCUCGCUCCUCCCCUCACCGCCCUCUGCUACCACGCCAGGGAACAUCCUCGAGCCCUGGCCCCCAGGGGAGAGGGAGCAGGAGCCCAGAGCCGAGACCAUGUGACGGCGCUGGCCCUUGCCACCGCCGUCCCCCCAACCCUGGCCCCAGGCCCGGCACCAUGAUGUUCCGAGACCAGGUGGGCAUCCUCGCUGGCUGGUUCAAAGGCUGGAAUGAGUGUGAGCAGACAGUAGCCCUGCUGUCUCUUCUGAAGCGGGUCACCCGUACCCAGGCUCGCUUCCUGCAGCUCUGCCUGGAGCACUCAUUGGCGGAAUGCAGUGACCUCCACCUGCUGGAGUCGGAAGCCAACAGUGCUGAUACUCACCACAGCCAGGACUUGGAACCCUGUCUGGGUCCCCCCGGGGUGACAGGGACUCCAGUAUCUGAUGCAGCAUCCCUUGCCUCCCAGAGAGCACACACAUCGGCAGGAAGUGGAUUGCAAUUAGACUAUCUGGGACUCAAACCAGCCAUCGUCAGCCAGUGGCAGCAGGAGUCCAAAGAGAAGGUGGUGUCCCUCCUGUUGUCCCACCUGCCCCUGCUUCAACCAGGCAACACGGAGGCCAAGUCGGAAUAUAUGAGGCUCCUGCAGAAAGUUCUGGCCUAUUCGAUCGAGAGCAAUGCCUUCAUUGAGGAAAGCCGCCAGCUGCUCUCCUAUGCUCUCAUCCACCCAGCCACCACCCUGGAAGACCGCAACGCGCUGGCCCUCUGGCUGAGCCACCUCGAGGAGCGGCUGGCCAGCAGCUUCCGUGCCCGGCCAGAGCCUUCCUACCACUCGCGCCAGAGCUCGGAUGAGUGGGGGGGCCCUGCAGAGCUGGGCCCUGGAGAAGCAGGGCCAGGCUGGCAGGAAAAGCCACCCCGGGAAAAUGGACACGUGCCCUUCCACCCAGCUAGCUCGGUGCCGCCAGCCAUCAACAAUGUUGGGAGCAAUGCCAACACAGGUCUCCCCUGCCAAAUCCAGCCCAGCCCGCUGAAGCGCUCCAUGUCACUCAUCCCCACGAGCCCGCAGGCCCCUGGGGAGUGGCCGAGUCCAGAGGAGCUUGGCGCCCGGGCUGCCUUCAGUACGCCCGACCACGCCCCCCUCUCGCCCCAGAGCAGCGUGGCCUCCUCCGGCAGUGAGCAGACGGAGGAGCAGGGCUGCAGCCGCAACACGUUCCAGGAGGACGGCAGCGGCAUGAAAGACGUACCCUCGUGGCUCAAGAGCCUCCGCUUGCACAAGUACGCGGCCCUUUUCUCACAGAUGAGUUACGAGGAGAUGAUGACACUGACCGAGCAACACCUGGAGUCUCAGAAUGUCACCAAAGGGGCUCGUCACAAGAUAGCCCUGAGCAUCCAGAAGCUGCGUGAGCGGCAGAGCGUCCUCAAGUCCCUGGAAAAGGAUGUGCUGGAAGGCGGGAAUCUGCGAAAUGCCCUGCAGGAGCUGCAGCAGAUCAUCAUCACCCCCAUCAAAGCCUACAGUGUCCUCCAGGCCACAGUGGCCGCCGCUGCUGCUGCCGCCGCCAGCCCUGCUGCCAAGGAUGGCAGUCGGGGGGAGCUGCCUGGUGCUGAGCCUCCCCCAGCCCAUCCGGGCGCAGACAAGGGCACCAAGGUCACGGAUCCUCCAGCUGCCGAGAGCUACCCCCCUCCACCAGCUCCAGCUCCCACCGAUGGCAGUGAGCCAGCCCCAGCUCCCGUAGCCGACGGAGACAUCCCCAGCCAGUUUACACGGGUGAUGGGUAAAGUGUGCACCCAGCUGCUGGUGUCCCGACCAGAUGAAGAGAACAUCACCAGUUACCUCCAGCUCAUCGAAAAGUGCCUGACUCACGAGGCUUUCACAGAGACACAGAAGAAACGGCUGCUGUCCUGGAAACAGCAAGUGCUGAAGCUCCUCCGGACAUUCCCACGCAAAGCCACGCUGGAAAUGCAGAACUACCGGCAGCAGAAAGGCUGGGCCUUCGGCUCCAACUCGCUCCCCAUAGCUGGUUCUGUGGGGAUGGGAGUGGCUCGGCGGACCCAGCGCCAGUUUCCAAUGCCUCCCCGGGCCUUGCCACCUGGCCGGAUGGGCCUCCUGAGCCCCUCGGGCAUCGCGGGCGUCUCCCCUCGACAUGCCCUUACCAGCCCCAGCCUUGGGGGCCAAGGCCGACAGAACUUGUGGUUUGCCAACCCUGGAGGCAGCAACAGCAUGCCCAGCCAGAGCCGCAGCUCCGUGCAACGUACCCACUCGCUCCCAGUCCACUCAUCACCCCAGGCCAUUCUCAUGUUCCCUCCAGACUGCCCAGUCCCUGGGCCCGACCUGGAGAUCAAUCCCACCCUGGAGUCCCUGUGUCUGAGCAUGACAGAACACGCUUUGGGGGAUGGGACAGACAAAACCUCCACCAUCUGACAGGACCCACAGCCCAGCGCACCAUAGGCUCCCUGGGCGGCGGGCGGGGGCCGACCCCCAACAGGCUUCUCCGCGACAGCGAGGGGGGCUGGCUCAGCUAUACAUUCUAAUAUUUUUCUACUCUCUCA
Messenger RNA from Ochotona princeps (American pika), 2930 nucleotides. RefSeq names its product sterile alpha motif domain containing 4B (gene SAMD4B). NCBI's taxonomy places the organism in Eukaryota, Metazoa, Chordata, Mammalia, Lagomorpha, Ochotonidae. Gene Ontology annotation, cellular component: P-body. Gene Ontology annotation, molecular function: translation repressor activity; mRNA binding; protein binding. The coding region runs from base 355 to 2802 and encodes 815 amino acids. The record is from RefSeq and is a predicted model, not a curated record. Gene Ontology annotation, biological process: regulation of mRNA stability; negative regulation of translation; nuclear-transcribed mRNA poly(A) tail shortening. The transcript has 15 exons.